This is a messenger RNA of Cannabis sativa, 1222 nucleotides long. RefSeq names its product tyrosine-protein phosphatase RLPH2-like. The record is from RefSeq and is a predicted model, not a curated record. Lineage: Eukaryota; Viridiplantae; Streptophyta; Magnoliopsida; Rosales; Cannabaceae. The transcript has 4 exons. Bases 154 to 1092 code for a protein of 312 amino acids. Gene Ontology annotation, molecular function: hydrolase activity.
UAUUAAUUCAUUAAGUACUGAAUAAUGCAGUUAGCACGUAAUUUUUUUUAAAAUUAUUAACAGAAGUAAUUAAUUAUAUAAAAAAAAAAAUGUAAGGAACAUACAAAAAAACCAAAACUUAAUACGAUGUAGUUUUAAUAAAAGCAAUCAAAAAUGGCAGAACCAACCAAACCAAGGUUGGUUUGUUGCAUAGGCGAUAUCCAUGGCUUCCCCACCAAGCUCCAAAAUCUCUGGUCAAAUCUCGAGUCCUCAAUCGGCACAGCUGACUUUAACACAGCCCUUAUCAUCUUCUUGGGCGAUUACUGCGACCGCGGCCCCAACACCCGCGAGGUCAUUGAUUUUCUCAUCUCACUUCCUUCAAAGUACCCACAUCAGACCCACGUCUUCCUCUCCGGAAACCACGAUUUCGCCUUCGCUGCUUUCCUCGGCCUAGUCCCUCAGCCGCCGGACGGCUCGGAGUUCGCCGAGGCUUGGAAGGAGUACGAAGAAAAUGAGGAGAGAGAAGGGUGGUACAAAGGAGAAGGGUAUGAAAAUAUGCAUUUGCAGGGAAGGAGAUGGUCUGGGAAAAUCAAGGCCAAGUUCAACGUAGCCAAAGGGAUGGACUAUAAAGGAUCCAUUUAUGACGCUGCCCCAACUUUUGAAUCUUAUGGUGUUCCUCAUGGCUCUGCUGAUUUGGUUCGGGCAGUUCCUGAUGAGCACAAGAAAUUUCUUGCUGACAUGGUUUGGGUUCAUGAAGAGGAUGAUGUGUGUAUUGAGACUGGAGAUGGAAUCAAACACUGUAAAUUGAUAGCAGUACAUGCUGGUUUGGUGAGCAAUCAAGAUGUUAAAGAACAGUUGAAGUUUUUAAAAGCCAAAGAUACCCGAGUACCUAAGGUUGAUAGUCUGAGUGGGAGAAAAAAUGUGUGGGAUAUGCCAAAGGAACUAAGUGAGACUCCGACCAUUGUGGUAAGUGGUCACCAUGGAAAGCUUCACAUUGAAGGUCUGAGGCUGGUUAUCGAUGAAGGUGGCGGCUACGAGCAUAAGCCAGUGGCUGCAAUUGUUCUCCCCUCAAUGAAAAUAGUACGUGAUACAGAUGAUUCUCUUGCAACAUAAGCUCAAGUUUUAUGGUCUGUUGUCAUAAUGAUGUAUCUGAAAUGAAUUACACAUGCAAUCUAGCCACAACUUCCUCUUUAUCAUUUGUGUAAACGACUCAGUUUGUGUUUAUAUAUUAUUUGGUUGUGCA